Molecule: messenger RNA, 2377 nt
Organism: Thamnophis elegans (Western terrestrial garter snake)
Lineage: Eukaryota; Metazoa; Chordata; Lepidosauria; Squamata; Natricidae
Gene: SLC23A1
Product: solute carrier family 23 member 1
Biological process (GO): transmembrane transport
Cellular component (GO): membrane
Molecular function (GO): transmembrane transporter activity
Source: RefSeq, a predicted model, not a curated record
GCCAAUUAUGCUGGCUGGUCCUCUGCUUACAUACCGUCUGUUAUUUAGAAAGUAAAGCCCAGAGUUCAUGAGUCACAAUCUGCAAAGGAGAAAAGUACUUUUACACUGGAAAUCUUCUCCAAGAACAGUCUGGUAGCUAAAGGGAAGCUGGCAAGCAACAUCACAGAUUCAAGUGUGACAAAUAACCUCAGGAAGAAAGUCUGGUCUUGCUUUGUACAAACAUGGAAAGCAACUCUGAAGAGCCUCCUCAUUGCAAGCAAAAAGCAGCAAAUGGGAAUUGUGUUGCUCCACCCCUCUCCAAAGAGCAGAAAUUUGAUAUGCUCUAUACAAUCGAAGAUGCCCCAUGGUAUCUUUGCAUCCUCCUGGAUUUCCAGCACUACUUGACGUGUUUCAGUGGCACCAUCGCCGUUCCCUUCCUUCUGGCAGAGUCUCUCUGUGUAGGGAAGGACCAGUAUACCAUCAGUCAACUUAUUGGCACCAUCUUCAGCUGUGUGGGCAUCACCACCCUCAUCCAAAGCACUGUGGGCAUUAGGCUUCCUCUGUUUCAAGCCAGUGCCCUGGCAUUCCUGGUUCCUGCCAAAUCCAUCUUGGCCCUGGAAAAAUGGAAAUGUCCUCCAGAAGACCAAAUCUAUGGCAAUUGGACAUUACCACUGAGCACUUCUCACAUAUGGCAACCAAGAAUGAGAGAAAUCCAAGGAGCCAUCAUCAUUUCCAGCCUGGUGGAAGUGGCGAUUGGAUUGCUGGGCAUUCCUGGAGUCUUGCUCAGCUACAUUGGGCCCCUGACAGUCACACCCACUGUCUCCUUAAUAGGUCUCUCAGUCUUCCAAGCAGCAGGAGAUAGAGCUGGAACACACUGGGGCAUUGCUGCAUUGUCUAUUUUUUUAAUUAUUCUGUUUGCUCAGUACCUACGAAACGUUUCUUUCAUUCUUCCUGGGUAUAAAUAUGGGAAAGGCUGCAUAUUGAUCCGGGUACAGAUCUUCAAGAUGUUUCCAAUCAUACUAGCCAUUUUGGUGGUCUGGCUGCUUUGUUACAUUCUGACAGUGACGGAUGUGUUUCCUCGGGAUGCCAAUGCCUACGGAUUCAAGGCCAGAACAGAUGCUAGAGGAGAAAUCUUGUCCAUAGCACCUUGGUUCCGCUUUCCCUACCCCUGUCAGUGGGGGAUGCCCACAGUGACUGCGGCUGCUGUGCUGGGAAUGUUCAGUGCUACAUUAUCUGGCAUCAUUGAGUCCAUCGGAGAUUAUUAUGCUUGCGCCCGACUUGCAGGCGCUCCCCCGCCACCAGUCCAUGCAAUCAAUAGAGGCAUUUUUACAGAGGGAAUCUGCUGUAUUAUUGCUGGGUUACUGGGCACUGGCAACGGUUCUACUUCCUCCAGCCCAAAUAUUGGAGUCUUGGGCAUCACUAAGGUGGGCAGCAGGAAAGUGGUACAGUAUGGUGCAGGAAUCAUGCUUAUUUUAGGAACCAUCGGCAAAUUUACUGCUCUGUUUGCCUCCCUCCCUGAUCCCAUCCUUGGAGGGAUGUUCUGCACUUUGUUUGGUAUGAUCACUGCAGUGGGUCUCUCCAAUCUGCAGUUUGUGGACAUGAAUUCCUCCCGCAAUCUUUUUAUCCUCGGUUUUGCAAUGUUUUUUGGGCUUACCGUUCCAAACUAUUUAGAUACACGUCCAAAUGCUAUCAAUACAGGCAUUGCUGAAGUGGACCAGAUAUUAAGAGUGCUUUUAACCACAGAAAUGUUCGUUGGUGGCAGCAUUGCAUUUAUAUUGGACAACACUGUUCCAGGGACUCAAGAGGAACGUGGCUUAGUACAGUGGAAGGCUGGAGCAUAUGCCAACAGUGACGAAUCUGCAAAACUGAAGAGUUACGAUUUUCCAUUUGGGAUGGGUCUGAUUAAAAGGACUCACUGGUUAAAGUAUGUACCAGUCUGCCCUGUUUUCAAAGGUUUUAAGUCAAGAACAAAGAAAGAUCCUGCUAUAUCAGAACAAGUAAUCGAUACAGUGGAUGAAUCAGGGAUGUGUACCAAGGUUUGAAGGGGUUCUUCAUUGUAUAAUGAAAAGUUAACAACAGAGACUGCAGAAACGUUUAGCUGUAUUGAAACUAUCCCCGUGAAAAUGUCUCAGAUCAGUCAAGGUCAAUGACUGAAACACAUCAGAGGGCAUUUGUGUGCUAUUCAAGAACUUUUAUUCUUCUGUAUCACAUUCUGUUGGGAAAACCUGAUUUAAGAGUUCACCUAAGCACUGUUGAAACUCAAUAACUCAGAGACAAUAAUUUUGCUCAUUUUGAUUUGAAAGUAUCCAGUGUGAGUUUAGAAGGAAAGCAGAUAUUUUCUUGAUGUUGGAAGACAUUUAUUUGAAGACUGCCAGAUCUGGGCCAAAAAAUCCAGAUG